Messenger RNA from Seminavis robusta, 930 nucleotides. NCBI's taxonomy places the organism in Eukaryota, Bacillariophyta, Bacillariophyceae, Naviculales, Naviculaceae. The record is from the annotation of a GenBank genome assembly.
AUGGGAGCAACAAAAAAGGAGCAACAGGAGCGUCCUACGAGUAUUGAGUGCAGCAAAAGCAAGUCCACCAGGGCAGCCGCAGCAGCUAUCCAAACCACGCUAGCCCUUCCCUUUGCUCUGUCUGGGUGUGUUGAACUUAGCAAAAUCGACCCAUCCGCCGCCGCUGCUGCAAACAACAGCAACACUCCUCUAUCCAUGACUACUCCAUGUGUUUGGGUACAGCUCUGUUGGGAGGAUAAGGACAAGGAAACGGAGGAGCCAGCGGGCGACGACCUCAUAAAAAUUAGACCAGUACCUGAUGAUGUUGCCGACUUGAAAGCGGCAGUGCUGGCGAGACUUGACUCUGCGUUGCUGGGUGAAGUCAAGGUGUACCCACCUAAAUCCUGUGCUAGCCGGGAGAAAUACCAAGCAGGCAAGGAGUUGUCAGCGGUGAUGGCCGAAUUGAGCGGUACAACUCCCCCAACAUCCUCUGAUUAUCCCUUGGUUGUGGUGGCACCCACUCAGACGGUAAAGAAAGCAAGAAUGUGCUUCUCGUUCGAUGAGUCUCUUCCAAAGCCGUGCGACGUUGUACCACUCAAGUCGACAAAGCCCGAGUUCGUGGCUCCGGACGGUUGGCUAGACGGUGUCGGAAUUGAGAUUGUCGCUCAAAUGCAGCGGUCGGACGAUCACGUAGGUUCAAAUACUGAAGAAUACUCCGAUGAAACAGAUCAUGAUGGUGACCAAACCCUAGAACGGGAAGCCCUGCUGCGGCGGAUUGCCUUUAUGGCCUCACACAACGACGGAAGAAAGAGAAACACUGGUACAUUCGAUGAUUUCUCCAACAAGAAGGAACACAUAGAUCAGGAAGAUUUUCUGCAAUGGUUGGGAGACGAAGAUUCAACGCCUUGUGUUCUGAUUGUCGACAAAUUAAACAACCUCAACCAGCUAUAG